CAGCAGCAAAAGAUUCCAGCGUCUGAUUUCCAUUCCCUCCAGUCGACUAUUGAAUCUUGAAACCGGGUUCUGCCACAAAUCACAAAAUCCGACCCAAUGUCUGAGAGCAACGGCGUCAAGUCCGGGGUCGAGCCCGGUGACCGGGUCGCCAUCGGCAUCACCUUUGGCAACUCCAACAGCUCCAUUGCCUUUACCGUUGAUGACAAGGCCGAGGUCAUCGCCAAUGAGGACGGUGACCGACAAAUCCCCACGGUUCUCUCCUACGUCGACGGCGACGAGUACUACGGUACCCAGGCGAAGAGCUUCUUGGUUCGCAACCCGACCAACACCAUUGCCUUCUUCAAGGACUUCCUUGGCCAAGAAUUCAAGUCAAUCGAUCCCACACACUGCCACGCUGCUGCCCACCCCCAGGAGGUCUCGGGCGAGGUUGCCUUCACCGUCAAGGACAAGGCUGGCGAGGAGGAUGAACCCUCAGUCAUCACAGUCUCCGAGGCUGCCACCCGAUAUCUGCGACGCCUCGUCACCGCCGCCUCCGAGUACCUCGGCAAGAAGGUCACCUCUGCCGUCAUCACCGUCCCCACCAACUUCACCGAGAAGCAGCGCGAGGCCCUGAUCAAGGCCGCCAACGCUGCCGAGCUUGAGGUCCUGCAGCUCAUCGCCGACCCCAUUGCCGCCAUCCUGGCCUACGAUGCCCGCGCCGAGGCCAAGACCGAGGACAAGAUCAUUGUCGUCGCCGAUCUGGGCGGCACCCGCUCCGACGUCGCCGUUGUUGCCUCAAGAGGCGGCAUGUACACGAUCCUGGCCACUGCACACGACUACGAGUUUGCCGGUGUCCAUCUCGACCAGGCCCUGAUGGAGUACUUUGCCAAGGAGUUCCAGAAGAAGCACAACGUCGACCCGCGAAACAACGCCAGGAGCUUGGCCAAGCUCCGCCUUGAGGCCGAGGCCACCAAGAAGGCCCUGAGCCUGGGCACCAACGCCCAGUUCAGCGUCGAGAGCUUGGCUGACGGAUUCGACUUCUCCGCCACCCUCAACAGGACACGGUACGAGAUGGUUGGCCGCAAGGUCUUUGAGGGCUUCAACCGCCUGGUCGAGAGCGUCGUCAAGAAGGCCGAGCUGGAUGUCCUGGACGUCGACGAGGUCAUCAUGUGCGGUGGCACCUCCCACACCCCCCGAAUUGCCACCAACUUCCAGUCCAUCUUCCCCGAGUCGACCGUGAUCCUGGCCCCCGCCACCAGCACGGCCGCCAUCAACCCCUCGGAGCUGCAGGCUCGCGGUGCUGCCCUCCAGGCGUCGCUGAUCCAGGAGUACGACGCUGCCGACAUCGAGCAGUCCACCCACCCCGCCGUCACCACCGUCAAGCACAUCUCCAACGCCAUCGGUGUUGUUACCGUCAACGCCGAGGGCGAGGAUGUCUUCACCCCGGUCAUGCAGGCCGAGACGGCAGUUCCCGCCCGCCGAACCGUCCACAUUGCUGCCCCUGCCGAGGGCGGCGAUGUCCUGGUCAAGGUCGUCGAGGGUGGCACUCACAUCAAGGUGACCAAGCCCGAGCCCAAGGCCAGGGUCGAGGACGUGCCCGAGGACGAGGACGACUCCGACUUUGAGGAAGAGGAGGAGGAGGAGAAGCGCGAGAAGAUCUGGAAGAUUGGCUCACCGCUUGCCGAGGCCGCCGUCAGGGGCGUUUCCAAGGGUGGCAAGGUCGAGGUCACCAUCAACGUCGCGGGCGACCUCAGCGUGACUGUCACGGCCAGGGAAGUCGGCGGCAAGGGUGGUGUCAGGGGCAACCUGCAGGCACCGUAA
Messenger RNA from Trichoderma reesei QM6a, 1800 nucleotides. RefSeq lists its product as uncharacterized. The coding region runs from base 97 to 1800 and encodes 567 amino acids. Gene Ontology annotation, biological process: protein folding. Gene Ontology annotation, molecular function: ATP-dependent protein folding chaperone; ATP binding. Lineage: Eukaryota; Fungi; Ascomycota; Sordariomycetes; Hypocreales; Hypocreaceae. The record is from RefSeq and is a predicted model, not a curated record. Gene Ontology annotation, cellular component: cytosol; nucleus. The transcript has 3 exons.